Gasterosteus aculeatus aculeatus (three-spined stickleback) is the source of this 2937-nucleotide messenger RNA. RefSeq lists its product as uncharacterized. Gene Ontology annotation, molecular function: DNA-binding transcription repressor activity, RNA polymerase II-specific; RNA polymerase II cis-regulatory region sequence-specific DNA binding. Gene Ontology annotation, cellular component: nucleoplasm. Gene Ontology annotation, biological process: negative regulation of transcription by RNA polymerase II; regulation of cytokine production; regulation of immune system process. Lineage: Eukaryota; Metazoa; Chordata; Actinopteri; Perciformes; Gasterosteidae. The record is from RefSeq and is a predicted model, not a curated record.
GACGCAACACGAGUCCUUUGUUCCGAGUGCGCAAGUCCGUUCUCGCCUUUUUUAGAGUUUGGGAAAGACACUCGGUUGUUGUUGCUGCUGCAGAAACCCGUUGGAGGACACGAAGGUUCGUCCUCAGUGCGGAGGAGACUUCUGUCUCCGUGUUUGUCUCCAUGUCUAAACUACACGCGCUGAGACUGUUGCUGCGACAGCGAGGCGACGCCGAGGAGACAUCAGCUCUGAUUGACGGAUUAAUAUCAGAUCAUGAGGAGGAAAUUCAUCGUUUGAGAGAAAACGAGCGACGAUACAAGCUGCUGGAUGCUGUUUUCAGCCCCACGGUCCGAUUACAGCGAUCAGAUGUUCAGCAGCUGUUGCAGAUUAAAGCAGAGGUUCCCUCUCAGUGCCAGGACGAGGACCAGGAGCCCCUCCACCUAAAAGAGGAAAAGGAGGAAGUCUGGACCAGUCUAGAAGGAGAGCACCUUAACAGGCUGGAAGAGGCCAGUGUCAACAAGUUUCAAUUCAUUGAAGUUACUGUGAAGGGUGAGGAUGACGAACCUCAAACCUCACAGCUUCAUCAAAGCCAAACAGAGGCGCCUCUUCUGGAUGGAAGAUCAGCUACGCAGAUAAAAACGGACAGUGAUGGAGAAGGCUGUAGUGGGUCAGGACCAGCUAUAAACCUACAGCCACAUAGUCCUUCACACCCAAAUACUGAUAAAGAAAAGGCUUCAGAAUUUUAUGAGACUGAAGUGAGUUAUGAUUGUCAAGAACCGUUGUCAGAUUCUGGACCUGAAAGUCUGGACGGGGACAAUGUUUGCCAGGAGACUAGGGCACCAGAGUCUGCUGCAGCUGCCCUGAAGCAUAAGGAACCCCUUGCAUAUCAUGCAGGUUGUAACAUUGGCGACAAACCCUUUAGCUACUUUAAGUGUAAUAAUCGAUUUUGCUACAAGGGGUGUCAUUUUGGGACAAAGAAGAAAAAGGAAAAGAAAUGCUUGAGAGUAAAGCAAAAAGAGUCACAGCCAAGAGUUCUCACAAGUGAGAAACCACAUACUAGUGAUAUUUGUGGUAAAAGAUUUACAGAAAAGAAGAAUCUGAGGCAACAUGAGAAGAGCCACACAGGAGAGAAACCACAUAGUUGUGAUAUUUGCGGUAAAAGAUAUACAGAAAAGAAGAAUCUGAGGCAACAUGAGAAGAGCCACACAGGAGAGAAACCACAUAGUUGUGACAUUUGUGGUAAAAGAUAUACAGAAAAGAAGAAUCUGAGGCAGCAUGAGAAGAGCCACACAGAAGAGAGACUAUUUAGUUGUGAUGUUUGUGGAUUUAGAUUUAAAGAACAGAGAAUUUUAAAGGCGCACCACAUAGUCCACACAGGAGAGAAACCAUUCAGUUGUGAUGUUUGUGGAAGUGCAUUUCGACGAAAGGGAGACUUGACGAGACACCAGAGAAUCCACACAGGAGAAAAACCAUUCAGUUGCGGUGUUUGUGGGCUCAGUUAUUCAGAAAAGGGAAAUUUGACGAAACACCAGAACUUACACUCUGUAGAGAAUCAAAUCUGUUGUGAUGUUUGUGGGAUUAGAUUUUCAGAGAAGAGACAUUUGAAGAAUCACCAGACUAUCCACACAGGAGAGAGACCAUUCUGUUGCGAUGUUUGUGGGUCUAGCUUUAGACUAAAGAGCGAUUUGAAAACCCACCAGAGAAUCCAUACAGGAGAGAAACCAUUCAGUUGUGAUGUGUGUGGGAAAAGAUUUAUAGACCGUGGAGCUGUAAAAAAACACAAGAUAAUGCACACCGGGGAGAAACCAUUGAUUUGUCAUUUGUGUGGGACUAGGUUUAGAUGUCAGGCACAUUUGGAUAUUCACCGGAGAAUCCACACAGGGGAGAAACCAUUCCGUUGUGAUGUGUGCGGAACAGGAUUUAGACAUGAGGGAUAUAUGAAAAUACACCAGAGAAUCCACACAGGAGAAAGACCAUUCAGUUGUGAUGUUUGCGGGAAAAAAUUUAUAGAAAUUGGAGCUCUAAAUAAACACAAGAGAGUCCACACAGGAGAGAAACCAUUCCUUUGUAAUUUGUGUGGGACUAGAUUUGGAUAUAAAGGAAAUUUGGAUAGUCACCGGAGAACACACACAGGAGAGAAACCAUUCAGUUGUGAUGUUUGCGGAACAGGAUUUAGAGAAAUGGGACAUUUGAAGAAACAUCAUAAAAUCCAUAUGAGAGAAACCAAAUAGUUGUGAUGUUUUUGGAACAAGAUAGACACUAAAGGGAACUUUGAAUAAUCACCAGAGAAUCCACACAGAAAAUAAACUGUUCCUUUCAGUUACUCAAGCGUAAGCCUAGUUUACGCUUCUGCCUUUUCAGAGCGACGCAAGGAAACGCAGACGCAAGAGCCCCUUGCGUGCGUCAACCUAUUUUUCUAGGUUUGCGUCGAAAGCGAUGCAACACAAUGAAAGUCCCAUGUAUCUUCACAGCCAUGGGUUUGCUGUAAAUGUUUUUUUUCUAUCUUAGUUAAUGGUUUAAUUAGCACAACAGUCUCUUACAAUUCAUUCAUUUGACACAACGGUGCAUAAAGACGCAGACACAGAAGCAUGCGCCAGCCUUUAAAGACAUUUAUAAUUGGUUAAAACUAUAGCAGUUUUUAUCAUUCUUGCUCUUUCUCAUGUUUUUUAAAGAAAACGUUAAGUCUUGUUUAAAGAUGUGAUGUAUCUUCAUUAAAAGCACAGUGGGUCUGUGAUGGAGGUAAACUAUCAAUGUCGUACAAAUAAAUCUAAUUAAAACGCGUUUUCCACCUUGUAAAAUCUACAAAAACCUAAACCUUUUCACGUUUUUGUGUAUUACUGUGUCUUUUAUAUGUCUAUUAUACAGGCCCCUUUUAAUAAGUUUAAUUUCCUGGAAAUAAGCUUCUAUAAAAUGUAAACACUCUUAGAAAUAAAUCAAUUCAACUUGUUUCCAAAACCA